AUAUUGGUCGAAAGUGAUUCUAAAGUAAGUGAUCURAGUAAGCAAGAAUUUCGACGACACUAAUGCAUUGAUAGAACAGUUGAUUUGAUGUGRUGUGAUCAAGCCUUCUCGAAGCCGAUCAAGUYUUCUACUCAUGUAGAUUUCAAGAAGCCAUCUGUAUGCUAAAGUGUAACCAAAACAAAACGUGACAAAUCGUCGCUUCAUGGAAUUUAUUUUUCCACAUGCUUGGUCAGCAAUCGAACGUUUGAUCGUCACUGAUUUCAUUUCGAUGUCAGCUUUCUCCAGCUGACAAUUURCAGGUUUUAUCAUGCUCGUAAAUUAAUAGCUGCCUGCUCAGUUACUUCUAUAUGUUUGUACCGAGAAAGCUGCUUCGCGUACUCAAGUUAGCUCUUGGUUGUGGGGCACAAGUAUGUCUGGUSGUCAGUAUUUGUCUAGUUCUGUUGAUACUAUACGAUCCGAAAAUCUCGAGUCUACCAGUCGAGCGAAGUCAGCUGAGUUACAAAGAACCUUUAUCACGUAUCGAACUCAUAAAACGAGAACUCUUGAACGAACGAAGACGUGUAUUUGACGAUCAAGAUUUUGUUUCCAAAACAUCUGAGAUCGCUCAUCGCGUGUUUGAAAUCAAGCCGCAAAUUCGACGCACAAACGAUACAGAUUUGGACCCGUUUGAUGUCACUCAGCCCUCGCCUGAAAUCAAGCUUUCUUCAAAAUUCCUCUUCGUUCUUCAUCAUUACGAACAGCUGGGAAAAGCUACUGAGAAUUUAGUCCAACUGUGCGCGAUUGCCAAGGAGAUGGGACGAACCGUCGUGCAACCAUACGUCCGAGACUCGAGAAUGUGCGGCGUCCCAGGAGGAUGGUAUGGGGAGCUUAGAAAAAGAAGUCGUUCAUUCCGUCCAUUUGAUGUCUACUACGAUGUACAACACUUCAAUCAAUUAAUGACAAAAUCAAACUACGCGACAUURACAAAGUUAWCUGUCUUUCAAGACGUUUGCGCAAAUGAAGACACGACUUUAAUACAUUUUAUAUACACAGGUCCUGACGCUGAGGAUAGUUUACGUAAGUGGUACAACAUUAAAAGUGAACAGUAUGAACARAUCAUKAGUGCUGUACACCCACAAGGCUACUGUGAAUGUAAUUUCAUUGAUAGCGGACUGGAUAUUUCAAAUAGAAUUGGGAAAAUAAAAGCCGGACGUCAACUGUGUAUAGAUCCAGAAAUAAUCCGCGAYAUUAGUGUGCUAGAAAACACUGUCCUUCAAAAUGAUAGAUGUGUGGUUAUUGUACAUUGGCGAGGAAUAGGAAAAAAUCGUACUCACUUUAGACCUAAAGUCACCGYGAARCCSUGGGAGAUUGUUACGUCACUUGCACAUAGCGAUUUAAUAAAAAAUGAGGUGUCUAGAUUCAAGGAGGUGUCAUUCUUAGACAACCACCAGUACAUUGCUGUACAUGUGCGCUCUGAAAGACAGCUUCAUUGGUAUGGGGCUGACAAACUUAAGAGAUGUCUGUCUGUCUUAGUUGAUUUGGUUAAAAAGCUGCAAAAACGGCAUAAAAUUCAACACGUGUUUGUCUCUACUGAUCUUAGUGUCUAUGGGUCAGACACCUUUGCUCUUCCCUCCGCACAGACGGACACUAGACUCAGGACGAAGCUGUCAGUCAUUCAGCAAGACCUACUYGAUCAACUUAAGGCUCUUUUCUUUACACCUCAUGGUAAAAAGAACUCGGUUUUAUAUGACAAGGGGGUUGUWGCUAUCACAGAAAUGAAUUUAAUGUUUGGUGGAAGUCAUCUGGUGACAUUGGGUUCRGGGACUUUUCAACAAUGGAUCAUGGAUGUUUUUAUGAAGAAUCAUUCAAAGGAAAAGCAUCAAAGUUGGACCAUUACUAGAGUUUGCAGUAGAGAAGAAAAAAGAAAAAUUCAAGCAUGAUAUUAAAAUACUGAAAAACAAUGAAUGAAUGAAGAAAGAAUUCAAGAAACAAUCAAAAAACAUUUCUAUUAAAAACAUUAAUUUAUUUAGUACAUUUUUAUUAGUUUAGUAUUUAAGUAGUUUUUUUAGAAGAUAAAUUUUUCAGGACAUCAUUUUCAAUUUGUAGUUUAUAGUUAGACUUUUCAUCUUUUUUUAAAUUUUGAAACAUAUAUUCUAUCAGAAGAGCAGGGUCUCUUGCAUAUAUUUGUACAAAUAUGUAAUGUUUAUAUAUAAGGUGUCAAUAUUGCUGUAAAGGAAAUAAAUAUAUUAAAUUAUUGUUCAACUUCAAAAA
Exaiptasia diaphana is the source of this 2250-nucleotide messenger RNA. RefSeq lists its product as uncharacterized. The transcript has a single exon. Gene Ontology annotation, molecular function: peptide-O-fucosyltransferase activity. Gene Ontology annotation, biological process: protein O-linked glycosylation via fucose. Bases 348 to 1919 code for a protein of 523 amino acids. The record is from RefSeq and is a predicted model, not a curated record. NCBI's taxonomy places the organism in Eukaryota, Metazoa, Cnidaria, Anthozoa, Actiniaria, Aiptasiidae.